AAGAAAAUGCUCAGUCAACGACAGCUAUUCAGCGACGGCCACAAAAACAGACGUUAAACAUGUAAUCAGCGACGGUUUAUAGCCGACGUCUCUACCGACGGUUUUUUUAAAAUCCAGCGUUGGCUUAAACGGUCGCUAAAAUCAAUGACCGUGUUAAACCGUCGGUGAUAAGAUUUUUUUUAUUUCAGAAAUUGAAGGGCUUGGGCGACGGCUGUAAACCGUCGGUGAAUUUAGUGUAGCCGUCGCUAAUGUGGACGACUUAAACCCACUCCCAUCCAAACUCCCACUCAUAUUAUAGUCGUUACAACCUCCCAGCAUUAUUCUCUCAAACAACCUCCCACGCAUCAAGAAAACUCCCACGCAUUAUUCUCUCAAGCCGUCGCCGGCGAAACUGCGACUAAACACCGGCGAACGGCGACUCGACACCGGCGACUAAAUACCGGCGACUUCUCACGCACUCAGAAACUUCUUUCGCUCUCUUUCCCAUGCACGCAUUCCAAAAAAUCGCCAGCGGAUCUGCCUUGAAGUCCAUUCCGGCGAAUGGCGACUUGAGACCGGCGACAGAAAAAUCUUGCCGGCGGGACCCUGCCGCCUCGUGAUUCACUCCGCCCUUCCGCCGCUACUGCAUAAUUCACCCCUUCCGCCGCUGACUUUGCCGCCUGCCGCCGUGACCACACUCAACUGUCUCCUUGCCGUCAGACAGUAUCGUCUCUCUACUGUGUCCUUGCCGUUGGACUGCCCGGCUGCCUCUAGGUAAGCAUGUCUAAUCCUAAGGAGCGCGGAGGUCGAGAUGGCUUAGGUGGAAGCCAAGGUCGUGGGAAAUUGAUUCGCAGGGAGCUUUUUGAGUCACCAGGAGCUCCAGAAAGCCCGAACCUUGGCUUUGAGACACAACGAGAUGAGUCACAGGCACGUGACAUUGGUGACCAUGUACCGGAGAUGCCGAGCAGCCAGAGGGAGGAAGCUGAAGGGUCAAACCGUGCAUCAAAAAGGGUUUUGAGCCCUACUGGAUUGUGGUUUGAUGAUAACAAAGUUAGCGGGUCCAUCACUGACAUUUUCCAGGGUCAUUUCCGAGAACCUUGGUUUAACUACCGUGAGGUGGACGAUGCAACAAAGACGCAUUGGUGGAACUCAUUCACGGGUCUUUACGAAUGGGCUCCUGAGUUAGAUGGCCAAGUGAGAAAAGCAUACCAUAUGAAAGCUGGAACUCGUUUGAGAGAUUUGCGGUAUUGGGUGCUCAACAAAGCUAAAGAAAGGCCAAAAUGGUUGGGGAAAACCAUUUAUGAAACUAUGAAAAAGAAAAGUCAGGAGCCCGCAUUCCUCGAGAAAUCUGAGAAGGCAAAGAAGAACCGAAGAGGUGGCUCCCUCUCUAAUCCAGUUGAGCCGUCGCACUUUCAGGGUUCCAUCUCGGCGGCACAACAUGCUAAAAAGAUGGUAAGAAUGCAAAGAGUAGAGGAGGAGUACUCCUACCGCCCCGAGUUGUUCUUGAAGACUCAUUUCAAAACUGUUGCUGGAAAAGGAGAAAUUGCAGCAAACAAGAGAGCAAAACAAAUUUCGGAGACGUACAACAAGAAGCUGGAUGAUUGUAGCACUCAAGGGUCACAGCCAAACCCUGAUUUGUUGUAUUGGGAGACAGUUGGUGGGAGGAACAGAGGAAAAGUGCAGGGGUUAGGUCAGGGAGAUUAUUUGUACUACAACUCUUCAUCUGGGCGAGGAGGAGAUGGCUCUUCACAACCAUAUGAGCCAUCGAUUUUUUCUCAGCUAGAGGCGCAGGUGGAGGCCAAGGUCGCUGCACGGAUGGUAGAAGUGGAGGCAAAGGUUGCAGCACGUCUGGAAGAGUCAAACCGGGCCCUCGUGCAGGAAAUGAUGCGGAACAUGACUAAUUUUGGUCACUUGUUCUCAGGUUGCAACACAGGACCCUCUCCACAACGCAGACCAGAGGAUGACCCGGGGUUUGGUGGUGGCGGCACUACACAGACACCAACCACAGUGUAGUUUGUUUGGUUUUGACAACUAGCUAGAUUACUAACUUAUAGUUUGUUCAUACUUAGUCUAAUUUUAUAUAUGCACUUAGUGUCUUAUUUU
Beta vulgaris subsp. vulgaris (sugar beet) is the source of this 2082-nucleotide messenger RNA. RefSeq lists its product as uncharacterized. The transcript has 8 exons. The record is from RefSeq and is a predicted model, not a curated record. The coding region runs from base 760 to 1992 and encodes 410 amino acids. Lineage: Eukaryota; Viridiplantae; Streptophyta; Magnoliopsida; Caryophyllales; Amaranthaceae.